Trichobilharzia regenti is the source of this 2739-nucleotide messenger RNA. The record is from the annotation of a GenBank genome assembly. Lineage: Eukaryota; Metazoa; Platyhelminthes; Trematoda; Strigeidida; Schistosomatidae.
AUGUCUGAACGCGGGUUACUUCACUACUCAAUAUCACCAAUGGAUUCAUCAUUAUUGUGUGAAACUUCAACUGCGGAUCCAAAUUCAACCUAUGAUGACCUACCGAUGCCGUAUAGAAUGUUAGACAAGAUGUUACAAGAAAUAUUUGACGAUAUAUGGGCUACAAUCGAGUCAAGGGAACACCAUAAGAAUAAAGCAUUCAGUUUGAAACAGUCGAAACGACAAGAAUUAGACGAAAGUUUAAAUAGCAUAGAAGGUGUUCAUUUAUAUUCUGUUGUUGGAGAGUAUUUGUUUAAAAUUUAUGAAAAUCAAAUUAGUGUUUACAAUGUUGACAGUUUGCAGUUCAUAUCAGAAUGGAUGUAUACAAAUGAAUUUAGCGGUUACAGUUCAAUUCGUACAUUUAAAACAAUUGAAUUAAGCAAGAAUAUUAUAUUUCAGGUAUUGAUUGAUGAUUCAGGACAGACUACUAUGCUGAUGUUUGUUGAAGGCCUAUUCAUACUUGUUAAGCCAAUCACUUCAUCGUCAAUAUCAUCCUCGGUGGAAAGUCAACCGUAUCAUGCAUUGAAUGGUAAAAUUUCACCAUGUGGACAAUUCUACGUAUCAUUAAAUGAAGAUUCUGUUAAUUCUAAAGUUUGGUUAGAAGUCUAUCGAUUACCAGUUGAUAUUUGGAUGAAAGAAGUUUCACCUAUCAUUCAAGAAUUUCAGAAUGCAAGAACAUCUACUCUUGAUGAUGAAGUCGGUUCGAUAAAGGAAAUGGCGGUUAAUUUAAAUGAACGCAAAGUUUAUUAUGAAAGUCAUUUACAAGUUAGUUCACCUAUACUAGCCGGUAGAAUUAGAUAUCCAAAUUUACCGUCAGGUCCAGCUUGCAAAUCGAUAGCAGUUGCACUGAAACAAGUUAAUGAAAAGACUGGUCUUCUUAACUAUUCAAAUUUCUCUACUCAUUUAUACACUGAUGCAAUUUCUGAAGCAAGCUCAAGUAGUCGAAAUAGAAGAAGAACCGCUAAUGUGAUUACUACUCAAGGAGUUGUGAAUAGUUUUGAACUUGUCAAACUGGUAAACGAGCCUCCAACAGAAACUAAUUCACCUGUCCAAACGAAACGUCAACCUCGAAAUGCAAAGUCGUCUAAACGGAAACCGGCUGGUAAAGACAAUUCUGCUACAACAGUACAACAAUCCACAGGAGGUGGCACUGGAGGUGGUCGUAAGAAAAAAGGCGAUAAGAAUCAGUCUACAAGUGAAAUAGUUGAACCUGCGGUAAAUAAAGAAAGUGAUAGUAGCAAUAAUAAUAAUAAUAACAAUGAAAAUAAUAAUAUUAAUAAGAAACAUGAAAAUGAACAAGCUAUUGAAACAGUUAUAAAGACGUUGACUUCAGAGGAGACAGAACAAAUCGAUGAAGAUGUCAAUAGAACUCAACAGUUUGAAGAGAUAAGAAAACAGUUAGUCAAUGAAUUAAAUGAAACAAAGCCUAAAAGUUAUCCUUAUUUCGAAUUCUUACCAGUUAAUUUGAAUACAGACAGUAGAAAUCAGGAAACCUCUUUGUCAUCAAAAAAUGUCGCAUCUUCCAGUUCUGUUUGUGUUUACUGGUCUGGAUCAUGUCAACUAUUCUUCUAUUUUUUGGAUAAAUUCACAAAAGCUGGUGAAGGUGUACCAGAAGAGGUUGCCUAUUUUGGUUCAUGUAUUACGCAUAUUUCUGUUAAACCAUUCAUUAUGAAUUCUGUUAACACAGGAAGCAGCAGAGACCAACCAUCAAAUAGGGCAAAUUUAAUCAGCCCUGAAAAUUAUUAUCUAUUGGUUGGUCUUCAAUCUGGAAUAGUUGUCAUCAAGCAGCUACAAUCAAACCGAUAUUUACCAAUUGCUCAAACAAGUUUGAGACCAAUAAUAGACGUUGGUUUGAAGAGUGACAUUAAUUCAAUUAAUCUGAUUACCGCAUGCUGUUUGAAGAAAAAAGGAGGCAUGCCUUCUGAAAUGGAGGAGAGUUUGAAGAUGUAUAACAAGUACACAUUUGAUAUUUACAAUUUAGAAAAAAGUCAAUUUGAUUGGAAAAGAUCUAAUGUUAUGAGACUGAAUAAUUUUCGUUAUCGAGCAAUCACUGUACUGAACACGGAUGACAACUUCACGAUUUUUGUCUGUCUUAUGUCAACAAACGAUUUGUUGAUCUUUCCACUGAACUCUACUCUCCAUGAUAAUCAAGAGGAUAAACUUAAUCAGCCAUUAAUGAAUAUAUCAAUGAAAAUCAACCGGUUCAUCAGGCAGAUACGAGUACAAACCCUGCCUAAUCCAUAUGAAAUUAAUUUGAACACCGGGACUGUUAGUUUAUUUCCAGAGGUGAAUGAAAAAUGGAUUGAUAAUGCGGAAUUAUUUAACCAAUUGUGGUUAACUUCGGUACGACGAAUAUCAGAUAGAGACAUUAAUGACGAUGACUUAGCCACUGGUCGAUUGAUGAAUGACGAAGGAGAGAAGGACAUGUCGAAUGUAUAUCAUCUAUGGAUUAGAGGAACGAAAAUGGAUGAAGAUAAAAUUCAGACUAAGCUGUUCCGAACUACUUUAAACUUUCCACGAAGCGAAUCUCUGGAUCAUCCAUUUGAGAUGAAUAUUGAAGAAGCGAAUGAAGAUCUUUACAGCCAACCAAUACAAAUACAUUCCAAUAAAUUACUGCAAUGCAGAAAUUGUAAUAAAGAUGCAAGAAGACAAAGAUUUCAAAGAAUUUGGGAAAAUUUGAUAUCUGAAAGUGUUUACUAA